AUGUAUGGUGCGAGAGUGAUGCCAGCAUGUUUUGAAUGCUAUUCUGUGAACAGACCCCGCAAGUAUCCCCAACAGAAUGACGUCGAUUUCCUUUCCGAACUUCGUAAUCUCGAAAAAGAAUUGUUUUAUGCCAAAGUGGAAGGACCCAAGAGUUCCAAGGAUCAGAUGAAAAGGGGGGACGUUGGACAAAGAGACGCGAUGCGCAAAGAGUACGAAGACAAUGCUGCCAUUUAUCUGUAUGAAAACAAGACCGAAAAGGAUCGGAAGGAAGAAGUCAUCAAUGUCAAGGAGAAGAUGAGUAGUACACAGAAAACAAAAAGGAGGCCAAUCAAGGAUUCCGAACAGAAGGAUAAAGUGAGCAAACGGUGCCACAACGACGGCAAGGUCAGUAAUUUUUAUUAUUUUAAUGAUUUCAAAUUCCAGAAGAUUCAUCAGAAGAGUCGCCGAGUUAAGCAAUGCACCAGAAUCGGAGGCUCUGCUGAUAUUAUUUCCAGCUCUUCUAGUCGUUGCGCUUUCCGUGCCUCAAGUUUUACAUCAAUUCAUUCAUUGGAAGCAAACACAAAAGAUGAAUGCAAAAAGGAAAUGGAUUCAGAUAACGAUGAAGAAGUUGAUGUCUCCCCGAAGGUUGCCUACUUCCAGGGAUAUGCGGAACAUUGUGUCAAGGAGAGCAUAAAACCCAAACCCGUUGUUUACGGUACUUGGGAAGCCCGGGAAUGUUUUGCGGAGACCUUGAGAAGUCUCUCUUACACCGUUCAUAGUAUGGAAACUCUUCGACAAGUGGGUCCGAGAUCCAACCAAGAUUUCUUCGAUGGUGUUGUUGUAAGUACUUUAGUUUUGUAACAUUCUUCUAGCACUCUCUCAGAGGCACCGUUGAACAGCUCAGCGAUCUCCAGUAUCGUUAUGAUCACGAUGCCAACAACUUCCAGAAAAGUGUCAAAAAUCAAUACUGGUAUUCUAAAUAA
Messenger RNA from Bursaphelenchus xylophilus (pine wood nematode), 962 nucleotides. The record is from the annotation of a GenBank genome assembly. NCBI's taxonomy places the organism in Eukaryota, Metazoa, Nematoda, Chromadorea, Rhabditida, Aphelenchoididae.